ACAUUACGAAAAUAUUUACAAAACAAUUGGCGGAUUUCCUGAGAGUGGAGCCUGAUAAGAAUGGUUAAUGCCACGGUUGAUAAAUAAAAAUGUUUAUUUUCACGUUUGGCGGUCGACGGGAGUAUGAUGAAAAUUGUUAAAGUAUUACUGCUGUUGUCGGUUGCGAGAAACGUGACUCCAAGGAAACACACGAAGGUAUCAUCAGAUGAGAGUAUCGAAAAUCUUCUAUACUACCAGGACUGCAAGCAUUCCACAGCCCCUCCCUCAUCUUCGCCCAUACCUCUCAAAAUGAAAGAAGAGCUCCCAAAGCCUACAUGUCCUUUCCCGAAAAUGUGUUGUGCCAUGAGCUGCAACAACGAACCAUGUGUGGCAGAACAGCUCAAUGCAUACGGAAACCAGAUACAUUCCAAUAUAGAACCGAUGUCGCGCGUGCAAAACCGGUUUGGAGCUAAUCAGCCAUUUUUAAGAGCAAGAAAGAAAAAACUUAGACCACCACUGCCUCUAGGACAACCGCCUAACGGAAGAAGAGAUUUUGGGUUCACGAAGGAAAACAUAAAGAGCCUAAUCUCACAGGACGGGGAUAUCAGAAAGAUCUUGAAGGAUUUAGUGAGGGUGACGAUGCAGAAGGUGGACCUACAGGAGAUGAUAAAAAACAGAAGAAACGAUAUGUUAACGUCGACAACAACGACAACGGGAAAUCCAGAGGAUUCGGAAUACAUGACAGAUGAUUUGUAAA
Plodia interpunctella (Indianmeal moth) is the source of this 736-nucleotide messenger RNA. RefSeq lists its product as uncharacterized. The record is from RefSeq and is a predicted model, not a curated record. Lineage: Eukaryota; Metazoa; Arthropoda; Insecta; Lepidoptera; Pyralidae. The coding region runs from base 124 to 735 and encodes 203 amino acids. The transcript has 2 exons.